CAGAGCCCGGCCGGCCGGCUCCGAGCGCGGGGCAGCGGCAGCCCGCGGCUCUCCGGGAGCCGAGGUCCGGCCGUGCCGCCGGAGCCGGAGCCGAGACUCGCAGCCGAGGCUCGGAGGGACCCCGCCGGGGAAGAGCCUCGCCCCCGAGCCAUGUGCCCGGGCUGCCUCCCACCUCGCCCUGUGCCCUGAGGCGGCACCGGGUCCGCCGGCAGCAUGGAGAAGACCUACUCGCUGACGGCGCACUACGACGAGUUCCAGGAGGUGAAGUACGCCAGCCGCUACCACAGCGGCACGCUGCCCAACGGCUUCCCCCUGCAGCUGGGCGCCAGCCCCAAGAAGCCGCGGCGGGGGCUGCCGCGCUGGAGCCGCCGGGAGGUGUGCCUGCUCUCGGGCCUGGUGUUCGCGGCGGGGCUGUGCGUCAUCCUGGGCUGCAUGCUGGCCCUCAAGUACCUGGCGGCCGAGCGGGACGGCUACUGCCUGGAGGACUGCCAGGAGAAGAGGGCCUUCCUCAAGGCCUCGCGCUUCAUCGCCGGCAACGUGGACCCCACCAUCGACCCCUGCAAGGACUUCUACUCCUUUGCGUGCGGUGGGUGGCUGCGGCGCUAUGGCAUCCCCGAGGACAAGCUCAUCUACGGCAUCAUCGCCGCCAUCGGGGAGCAGAACGAGGAGAAGCUGCGGCGCCUGCUGCUCCAGCCCGUCCGCCGGCCCGCCCGGGCCUCGGCCGAGCGCAAGGUCAAGGCCUUCUUCCGCUCCUGCCUCGACAUGGCCGAGAUCGACCGCCUGGGGCCCCAGCCCAUGCUGGAGGUCCUGGAGGACUGCGGGGGCUGGGACAUGGCGGGCAGCAGCCCAGGCCGCUGGGACUUCAACGAGCUGCUCUACAAGACCCAGGGGGUCUAUAGCACGGCCGUGCUCUUCUCCCUCACCGUCAGCCUGGACGACAAGAACUCCUCCCGCUACAUCAUUCGGAUUGACCAGGAUGGGCUGACGCUGCCAGAACGGACCCUCUACCUGGGCCAGGACGAGGAGAGUGAGAAGAUCCUGGCGGCGUACCGUGUCUUCAUGGAGCGCCUGCUGGGACUGCUGGGUGCCGAGGCCGUGCCACAGAAGGCGGCAGAGAUCCUGCAGCUGGAGCAGCAGCUGGCCAACAUCACGGUCUCAGAGUACGACGACAUGCGGCGGGACGUCAGCAGCAUGUACAACAAGGUGACGCUGGGCGAGCUGCAGCGCAUCACCCCCACUCUGAGGUGGAAGCACCUGCUGGACCGCAUCUUCCACGAGGACUUCUCGGAGGAUGAGGAGGUCGUGCUGCUGGCCACCGACUACAUGCAGAAGGUGUCGGAGCUCAUCCGCAGCACGCCCAGCAGGAUCCUGCACAACUACAUGCUGUGGCGCAUCACGGUGGUGCUGAGCGAGCACCUGUCGACGCCCUUCCGCGAGGCCAUCCACGAGCUGUCCCGUGAGAUGGAGGGCACCGAGAAGCCACUGGAGCUGGCCAGGGUCUGCCUCAGUCAGGCCAACAAGCACUUUGGCAUGGCCCUGGGCGCCCUCUUCGUCCGCGAGCACUUCUCCUCCACCAGCAAGGCCAAGGUGCAGCAGCUGGUGGAGGACAUCAAGCACAUCCUGGACCAGCGGCUGGACGAGCUGGACUGGAUGGAUGACGAGACCCGGCGUGCGGCCAGGGACAAGCUCCAGUACAUGAUGGUGAUGAUCGGGUACCCAGACUUCCUGCUACAGCCAGACUCCAUCGACAGCGAGUAUGAGUUCGAGGUGGACGAGAAGACGUACUUCAGGAACAUCCUCAACAGCAUCAGGUUCAGCAUCAAGGUCUCGGUGAAGAGGAUCCGGCAGGAGGUUGACAAGUCUGCGUGGCUGCUGCCUCCCCAGGCGCUGAACGCCUACUACCUGCCCAACAAGAACCAGAUGGUGUUCCCGGCCGGGAUCCUGCAGCCCACGCUGUACGACCCCGAGUUCCCGCAGUCCCUGAACUACGGUGGCAUCGGCACCAUCAUUGGGCAUGAGCUGACUCACGGCUACGACGACUGGGGAGGUCAGUACGAUCGCCACGGGAAUCUGGUGCACUGGUGGACCGAGGCCUCGUACAGCAAGUUCCUGAAGAAGGCCCAGUGCAUCGUGGACCUGUACGACAACUUCACCGUCUACAACCAGCGGGUGAACGGGAAGCACACGCUGGGGGAGAACAUCGCCGACAUGGGGGGGCUCAAGCUGGCCUACUACGCCUAUCAGAAGUGGGUGCGGGAGCACGGGCCCGAGCACCCCCUGCACCGCCUGAAGUACACCCAUGACCAGCUCUUCUUCAUCGCCUUCGCCCAGAACUGGUGCAUCAAGCGGCGCUCGCAGUCCAUCUACCUGCAGGUGCUGACCGACAAGCAUGCCCCCGAGCACUACAGGGUCCUGGGCAGCGUCUCGCAGUUCGAGGAGUUCGGCCGCGUCUUUCACUGCCCCAAGGACUCGCCCAUGAACCCGGCGCACAAGUGCUCGGUGUGGUGAGCCCACCCGCCUGCCUCCCCCGGGCUGGACGGGCACGAUUUGGGGGGGACCCGUCCCAACGAGGGGGCUGCUGGGGACGCACAGACAGAUGGCGGCUGGACAGACGUGUGGAUGAAGAGGCCGAGACGAAGCAGGCGAUGGACCUGCUCCAGCUGGGACGUGUUCCCCCCCAUCCCCUGCCUACACAUCUGGACACCCCCCAGCUGACCCUGGACCCAUCGUGGCAGCAGAGACAUGGCCCUCGUGGAGGUUGUGAGGACAUGGGAGCAGGGGCAGCCGUGGCCCCUGGGCAGCACCGCGGGGCCACAUCCAUGUCUCAGCCUGCUGUACCACGGUCACCCGGUCCCAGGCCACACUGAGAGCCUUGCCAGGCAGCAACACAUGGUGGCACCGUGGGCUAUGGGGCCACUUGGCCUGGCGGGUGCCACGGUCAGUGGACAGGGUGGGCAGCCCCUCGUGCAGGCGCUCGCGCUGUUUGUCGCGGCCGAUGAUGGUCAAUAAAGCCGGCGAUGUCCAUGCAA
Messenger RNA from Alligator mississippiensis (American alligator), 3029 nucleotides. RefSeq names its product endothelin converting enzyme like 1 (gene ECEL1). Gene Ontology annotation, biological process: protein processing. The coding region runs from base 214 to 2508 and encodes 764 amino acids. The record is from RefSeq and is a predicted model, not a curated record. NCBI's taxonomy places the organism in Eukaryota, Metazoa, Chordata, Crocodylia, Alligatoridae. Gene Ontology annotation, molecular function: metalloendopeptidase activity. Gene Ontology annotation, cellular component: plasma membrane. The transcript has 18 exons.